Phytomonas sp. EM1 is the source of this 717-nucleotide messenger RNA. NCBI's taxonomy places the organism in Eukaryota, Euglenozoa, Kinetoplastea, Trypanosomatida, Trypanosomatidae. The record is from the annotation of a GenBank genome assembly.
AAACAAUAGGUUGUAAUGCGGAAAGAUCCUCGACGCGAACCAUGGAAUCCGAUAAAAGGAAAACAAUCCCCAUUUCCACAUGGACGACGGGUCUUUCGUGGUGGCGAGAACAACACGAAUAGCCAUCGUAAUCGAUCCGAUCCCCGAAACGAUCGAAGCGUCCCUCGUAGCAGUGCUCAAGCGCCCCCUGGGCAUAUCCCGAUCGAUAUUUCGUUCGGCAACUUUGACUUUCAAGAUAUGAAGAAUGUCGGGCAGCGUGGUGGAGGCAUGCGCGAGCUCGCGUCUCUUCUGCGGCAGGCUCGACGAAAAGUGGCCGGCCACAAGCAGCUCCUUCAUUCGCGGGAAGGGAUUCAGCUUCGCAACCGCGACCUCCUCAGCGCCGCCGCGCAGCGGGCGGCGGGAAUUAAGGUGAAAGAUGAUCCCCAGCGACUGGCCAAAUCGAUUGCGAAGCGGAAGAGCAAAAAGCGGCAAUCCGCCAAGCGAUGGGCGAAACGCGUGAAGCAUCUAGAGGACUCGGUGGAGAAUGUGGUGAAGGAUCGAUCCAACGCGAAGAACAUGCAUCGAAUGCGCAGGGAAGCCUCGAAAAAGGAGAAAGCGAAGCGGCGAGAGGCAAUUAAGGCGGUGAAUAAAGGCAGUGCUGUUGAAAAAAAAGGGAAUGCCUCCGCCGAAGCCAAAGGUGCACGAAAAAGGCCAUCGGGGCGUGGUGGGAGAAAAUAG